Messenger RNA from Bacidia gigantensis, 2025 nucleotides. RefSeq lists its product as uncharacterized. The transcript is spliced from 3 exons. Lineage: Eukaryota; Fungi; Ascomycota; Lecanoromycetes; Lecanorales; Ramalinaceae. The record is from RefSeq and is a predicted model, not a curated record. Gene Ontology annotation, molecular function: protein binding. The coding region runs from base 1 to 2025 and encodes 674 amino acids.
AUGACUGCAGUUCGCUCGGAACGGUGGGGUCUUUCUUCGGAUCUCACUCGUCCCCUCAAACUCGAGCAGUUGCCUCCUGAGACCUUACAGAACGUUAUCAACUACGUCGAUAUUCAUGAUCUUCUUACUGUACAAACCCUCUCGAAGCGAUUCCACUCUUUGGCUAGCAACGAACUAUACCGCAGUCUCGACUUCGAUAUAACCUGCAUUGAGACGGAAGAUCGGGGCAAUGUUUCUUCUAGGGUUGCUGAUGCCCUUCAAACAAUCAACAUAAGCGACUACAAUUACGCGCAGCACAUCAAGAAUUUCCGCCUGGGACACACGAUGGCCCGCGGAUCAUGGAUGUCGAGGCCAAGCUAUGGAGAGUCUCUACUUCGCCUUCGCACCGUAUUCGAUUCCAAAACAGAUGCGAGCAAGUUAUUGAGCACUUCUAUCUUGCAGAUGAUCAGGCAGGCUUCAAUCUUGGAGUGCUUUAUGCUGCCAAACCUCCGCCGACUGCACGUGAGGAUAGAUAUCAAAUCCACUGACAGCGCCUAUUCUCACAUGCCGAUUCCUGCAGUGCCACCGGGACUACCAGCCCCUUAUCCGUCCGAUCCCCUGGGGCCACUGCCGAAUUAUUUACCCCAGACUUAUGCUCACAAACGCAAAAAGAGGCCUGGGUCCUCUUUCUGGGCAGGACAGAGGGCAUUUUCAGGGUUUAAAACCUUAAAUGCCCUAAAUAUCAUUGCACUUUGCAACCUAGACUGUAUUCCUGAACUACGGCAGUGUAUCAAGGCAUGUUCGGCCACGCUGAAAAACCUGACUCUCACGCUUGAUCUAGAGUAUACUGCAAAGUUGCAAAGAUCAGGAAAUCCUCCAGCAAAUGAGUUGGAGGAGCUUCUCUCUGACACGGAACUCACGGAAGAUGAGAUCAUCUACAGCCCAGCCUCUCCAGCGGCGCAUGGUCAACAAGUAAUGAGUGAAACUGAGCGUCGCAAUCAAAAAAUGGCUUUAGACGGCCUGCUCGCAAGCCUGUUCGACCUUGAAAUCAUUGCUCCAAAGGGGGCUAAAUUAGAGAAGACGAUGGGCUUGGGCGGUGGCCAAUGUUUAUUGGAAGAGGAAAAGUCAGCCACAAUUACCAAAAUGGAGAGCGUUAUGCGCUCCUUACGUGAGGACGAACAACCAGGAGGCAAAAUCAGUCUAUCGGAAAAAGGUCGCUUAGAGAAAUACAGAAUGAUGAAAGAGUUAGCAGAGCUCUACAUCUCUAAGCAUGCUCCACGGCCUGCCAAAUCUUCCAGAGUUGAGGUUAAGAAGACUGCUCCACCUGCAAAGUCGUACAAGCCUCCUAAGCCAAAGGCACCAAAGUACCCAACCCCAAUACCUGGAUCUGGGAAUGUCCUUGAUACGUUCGACUUCGAAGAGUUUCUUGAUGAUGUUGGAGCCUCGAUGUCGAGUCCCAUGAGCCUCGACUCCGCGAAAGGAGGCUUCAGUACAAAGCCAUGGGCAACACCUCAAAAUAGCUACCAGCCGCACCCGAAUUAUCUACCUGAAACACUCCCACCUCCGCCCAUAAGUGGAGUGACAAAUGCCUCAAGUAAUGCGGCUCUUCAUUCCUAUAAGUGGGGAAAGCUCUUGGAUAAAAAUAGCCCAUUUGGGCCAUCACCUUACCUGGAGCCCGACCUCCAGAACACGGCAUCUUUUGCUCCCUCGCCAUAUCUUUCUUCCACAGCCGACAAAUCGUUUUCGAAGCAGGCAUCAGUAAAGAAUAAAACCAAACCAAAGAGUAAUGGUAUCAUUCCCCCGUAUUCACACCCCUACCCCAAUGGAACGAUUAACCCGAUUGAUCCAUUCUCGAGCCCGUUUUAUAAGAAAGCUCCCCCUACAAGAGCAAAGGAAAUGGCUCGGCCUGGAAGUCUAAUGACACCAAAAAUUACGCUCACAGCUCUUCCGACUCAGAUGACUCCAUUAGCUCUCAUUGCUCUGAUCUGGUUGGGAAAGCACCAAUUUUCGUGGCAGAAGAGAGCAAGCCUUUGGAUGAUGGAAUAG